AAUUUUUCCAUGUAUUUUUGGAAAUUGAUGCUCGUGAAUAACAUUUCAAUGGCGCGUUUCGUAAUUUUAAAAUUAUAAUGAAUAAUCAUAUUAAUUUCUUUUUUAUUUAAACAUUAGUGCAAUUACGUUCUUUAUUUAUUAAAAAUAAAGUUUUCUUUUUGAGCAACGUGAACUUGACAUAUUCGCUGUUUACCUUGCUUUUUAGGUUAUGUUAGUAAGGAGUUCAUAUUUAUUGAAUAUAUCGUUUAAACGAUGACUGAGGGAGAGCUUGGGAACAACUCUCGGGUUGUAGCGAUACCGCGCUCGUUCGUGAAGCGGAAAGUAGAAUGUGCCGGCGGUGCCUUCUUGAGAUACUUCAACUUAAAAUGUCACGGCGAGGAUACGUCUUUGUCCACGUCCAAGUCGAAAGAUAAGACUGAAGGAGUCGUUUUCGAGGAUGACGUGGACUACCUGCGUAGCUUGGACCCCAAAGAGUGGAAGACGCAGGAUCACUAUGCCGUAUUAGGAAUCAAACAAUUAAGGUACAAGGCUACGGACGACGAUAUCAAGCGCGCUUACAGGCAGAAAGUACUAAAACAUCACCCCGACAAGCGUAAAGCGCUUGGCGAAGAGGUUAGAAGCGAUGACGAUUACUUUACAUGUAUAACUAAAGCAUAUGAAAUCCUCGGCUCACCAAAAAGUAGACGAUCAUAUGACUCUGUCGACCGAGAAGUUGAUGACUCUAUCCCGUCUACGAGCGACAUUAAAAAGGAUGGAUUUUUCAAAACAUUUGGUAAAUAUAUUGAAAUUAAUGCCCGUUGGUCUGAGAAAAAGAAUGUGCCUUUACUUGGUGAUGAAGACAGCUCCCGUGAGUUUGUAGAGAAAUUUUAUUCAUUUUGGUACGAGUUUGACUCUUGGCGUGAAUUCUCUUACUUGGAUGAGGAGGAGAAGGAGAGAGGUGCAGACAGGGAGGAGAGGAGGUGGAUAGAGAGACAGAAUAAAGCAGCCCGGGCGAGACUAAAGAAGGAAGAAAUGGCGAGAGUGAGGAGUUUGAUUGACCUAGCAUAUGCAAAUGACCCCCGGAUACAAAAGUUCAAACAGGAGGACAAGGAUAAAAAGUUGGCGGCUAAAAGGGCUAGACAGGAUGCAGUGCAAGCCAAAAAAGCUGAAGAAGAAAGACUAAUAAAGGAAGCCCAGCUCGCCAAGCAGAAAGCUGAUGAAGCAGAAAGAGCUAGAUUGGAAGUAGCCCGAGCGGAAAGGGAACAACAGAAGAAAAACCUGCGCAAAGAACGCAAAUCACUACGAGAUGUAUGCAAAGCUAACAACUACUAUGCCACUAAUGAAGACGAGACUGUAUCCCACAUGGGGGCUGUAGAAAAAAUAUGUGAAAUGCUGAAACUAAACGAACUACAAGAUCUGAUUAAAGAUCUGGAAAGUAAUGGUCGUGAUGCUUUCCUCAAAGCUGUAAAUGAUUCAGAAGAAAAGCUGGAAGCAGAGCGCAGAGCUCUGUUUGAAACUAGGAAAGCUGAGGAGAAUAAAGCAAAGAAAAACGCUGCAUUCAAAGCACCUCUAGAUUGGACGGUGGAAAUGACUCAGCUAUUAAUAAAAGCUGUCAAUUUAUUCCCAGCAGGUACAAACCAACGGUGGGAUGUAGUCGCUAACUUCUUAAAUCAACAUGGCACUUUUACGGACGAUAGACGUUUCAAUGCAAAAGAAGUUUUAAAUAAAGCCAAAGACUUGCAAAGCUCAGAUUUCUCUAAGAGCACUCUUAAAAAGGCAGCAAACGAGGAAGCGUUCGAUCAAUUUGAGAAGGACAAGAAGAAAGUUGUCAAUGUGGUGGACGACAAUAGUAUAUCAAAGAACGAUGAUACUCCCAAAUUAGUUAAUGGAACAGCACAGCCUAAAGUCAAUGGAGAUAUCAAGGAAUCAAAGGAAGACAGGGCGUGGACUAAAACCGAGCAGGAACUUCUGGAGCAAGCCAUCAAGACAUUCCCAGUGAGCACUCCGGAGAGGUGGGACAAGAUCGCCGACUGCAUACCCAACAGGACCAAGAAAGACUGCAUGAAGAGGUACAAGGAACUGGUGGAACUCGUCAAAGCUAAGAAACAAGCUGCCAAUAUAUCUAAAUAGCAGUUAAUGACAACUAGAUUUUUCAAUUGUACCCUCGCAUCCGUAUAUGUUUCGAGAUUAUAGCACACGUACAUACAAACAUAAUGUGAGUAGAAACUCGAUGUUUUGUCAUCCUGAUAAUGUUGGUUUGUCAAUUUUUUUUUUAGUUUGUCACUCUAAAUUACCCAGGCACCCAGUUUGUCAUGUUUCGCAAACAUGAUUUUUUCAUUAAGCAAUGUUUGACAAACCCUUUAAACAAAGUUUACGGCAGGUAAAGCUAUUAAACAAAUGUUUUAAAGAGUAAACAUAUCAUUUGCAAAAGGUUUGUAUUUUGAAGAAUGAUAUCUGAUAUUUUCUAUCACAAAUGGAAUUUGUGACACAGGUCUAUUGUAGCAAUAUUAUUGACUGUUAGAUAUUUUCAAAAUGUUUUAUUUUGGCUUUUAUUUAAUCCAAUUCUUCAAAAUUAUAUUAUGAAGUAUCAAAAGAAGUAUAUUUGAGCAAAAAAGCUUGGAAAAUGGAAUCUCGAUAAUAAACAGUUUCAAAGUUAAGUUGACAAUAUUCAAAGACACUCAUGAUGAGUAUUCAAAGACAUGUCUAACCUAUCCUAUCUGAGUGUAUUUGUCAUACAGAUGUUUCAUAGAGAAUAGACCAACAAUUCAUCUGUUUGUUAGUGGAAAUUAAUAGUGCAAACCUUCGAGUUUUUACUUUAAUGGAAAUAAGGACACAGUUUUUUUGUUAUUUUUGUUUUUAAUUACAACUAAAAUAUACCUAUAGUCAAAGAUUUUAUACUAAUAGAUAUGUCACUAACGCGUUGAAAUUGACGCAAACAAAGGUGGCUAAUUGUCUUAAUUUCAUUUAGUCGCUAAACAACAAAAGUUAUUUAAACAAAUACCUAAAUAUUGUCUAUAAUGUCGAGUUGUGUGUUCAGGCAGUGUAAAAACUAUACAUGCAUAAAUACAAAUAAUGUAUGUAAACACAAAAUUGUGCAUGAGUGUACUCAGUAGAAUAGCCAUAUUUGAAUCACUUUUGCGGUGAUUUUGUGGGAAUGUUACAUAUCUAUAGUAUAAAAUAUCGUUGCCUAUAGUAGGAAUUUAAACGGCGCCAUCUAGUGGCGCUACUGCACAACUGUUUCAGUUCCAUAAUCUUCAAAUAAAAUUUUCAAUGGAAUAUUGAAAAAUUCAUUUCAUAUUUAUUUUUUUAUUUAAUUAUAAUUUAGGGUUCCGACAAAAAGACAAUUAACUAUACUAACUUUUUUGUUUACAAAUGAAAGUACUAUGAAAUGGUAGUAGAAUUACUAGUUUUUUUAUUUUAUUAAUGGGAUAUUGGAAAAGCACCUGCCUUAUAUGGAUAAAAAAUAAAGCAUUAUUUAGGAUUAACAAAGUAUUACAUACUAUGUCCAAUGAAGAAAUUGUAACACUCAAUUAGCAAGCAAAGUUUCUAAAUUCUGAACCACGGACUUAAUUUAUCUAGAAGCCGCAAGCCAUUAUUUUAAGCCUUAGACCAAUUACCUUCUAUUGGACUUGUAUCACACUGAAAUUCACCAACAAAAUUGUCUGUCGUUUUUUGAGAGGGACGAGGUAAACUCACACAUCGAAAAUAUUGAACAUGUAUGCAAUUAUGCAUACAUAACAAUUUUAUAUGGAUCUUUCGUUCCAAAUUCGAAUCAGUAUAUUAUCAUAUUCUUUUUGUCUAUGAUUCGAAUACCCAAAUCGAUCUGUGAACGUGGGCGUGCAUUUUUAUACUGAAUUUCACUUGACAAUUUACGCUUCCCUAUUUAUUUUUUAUAAUUAAAAUGAGUUUAGUUGGUCCACUGUCGUAUGACGGCUUUUUUUAUAUUAAUACGAGUAUGUACCUACUAACGGCGACUUCGUCCGCGUGAAAUUCAGUUUUCCGAGAUAAAAAAUGGUAUCCAGGGAAAGUCUCAUUAACAUCACAUUAGGCCGGCAAACAGACAGACAAAAAUUUUAUUUAUAAGUAAUAAUGAAUUGAUAUCUAAAGAAACCAACAUUAUACAUAAUUCUCCAUAUUUUAAUUAAUGAAACGUCUUAACCUUUUAUGUGAAUAUAAUAAAUUAUUAUUAUCUAUAGGUUUCUGGAGGUAAUCUCAGAAUUUACUGAACCGAUUUUAAAAAUUCUUUCUACACUAGAGGGAAAGAUGCAUUUUGCAUAGGGACGUGUCUCUUUGUGAAUCAAUAGCUUUUAUUAUUGUUACCUUGUUUAGCAUAAUGUAAGAAGGCCAAAUAUUCUGUUGUCUGUAUGUAUUUAGCUUAGCGUUGUAUUUGUGUCCCCAGUAUGCGUAACAAUAUAUGUAAUAUCACUAAUAGUAGACCUCGGCUCAUAUUUUUGUAUGUAUUUAUGUUAAUUUUUCUUAUGUGAAAAAUGAAUAUUAUAGUCAAUUGGAAAUUUA
Molecule: messenger RNA, 4494 nt
Organism: Bicyclus anynana (squinting bush brown)
Lineage: Eukaryota; Metazoa; Arthropoda; Insecta; Lepidoptera; Nymphalidae
Product: dnaJ homolog subfamily C member 2
Exons: 3
Coding region: 253-2109 (618 amino acids)
Biological process (GO): regulation of translational fidelity; 'de novo' cotranslational protein folding
Cellular component (GO): cytosol
Molecular function (GO): Hsp70 protein binding; ribosome binding
Source: RefSeq, a predicted model, not a curated record